AUGAAGUGUAGAAUUUGUGAUGAGGAAGCAAAGCAUCUACCUGCUGACUUACUUUCAAAUGUCAGCCUUCUAGAUACAAACAAAGGAAGACAGCCAACUCAUUUUAGUGGAAAGCGUCAGUACCCACGGGAAAUUAGUAGCCCUGAUGAGCAUCUUCUGAACCCCCUGGAAGUGCCCUCCCUCCCAGGGGAUACGUCCGUUGUUCUUUGGUGGUUCUCAACAUGUGGUGCCAGUGGUCCACAUGGGCCAACUCAGGCUCAGUGUGACAAUGCCUACAGGGGCAGCAAUGUGUCGGUGAUUGUGGUGAAGGAGGGAAGGCUCCGAGGAGUGCAAGUCUGGAGAGUGCCAGCCACAAACCGAUACAGAAUUUCUGCAUAUGGAGCAGCUGGAGGAAAGGGAGCCAAAAACCACAAUGAGAGGUCCCACGGGGUCUUCAUCUCAGCCACCUUCCAGCUGGAGAAAGAUGAGCUGCUGUACAUCUUAGUGGGGCACCAGGGGGAGGAUGCCUGCCCUGGGGCCAAUCCUCAGACCCAGAAGAUCUGCUUAGGGGAGUCAUCUGUCAUUGAAGAAGAUUAAAAAAAAAAGGACCUGAAGGACUGGGCUGGAGGAGGUGGGGGUGGAGGAGGAGCAACCUACAUCUUUAGACAGAAGGAUGGGAUUUUCGAACCUUUGCUCAUCGCAGCAGGAGGAGGAGGAAAAGCCUAUCUGAAGGCUCAGGACAACUCCCUGGAUGACAUACCCCUGGAGCAAUUUGAGAACAGCACUGCAGUACCGGGAGUCAGUGGAAGAACUGGGGCAGCAGGUGGAGGUGGUGGCUGGCAAGAUGUGACUCUGCUUCCUCAAGCUGGGAAGUCCCUCUUGGAAGGUGGAGAAGGGGGUCAAGCUUGUCAUCAAGCAUUAGCCAAGCUCCAGUGGGCUACCUCUGGUGGUUUUGGUGGUGGAGGAGGAGCUUGUACUUCUGGUGGAGGAGGUGGAGGUUACAGAGGGGGGCAUGCCUCUAAUAAUGAUGAUAUCACAGCUAGUGGGCAGUAUGGCAUCUCGUUUGUGAAUCCCAUUGGAGAGAUCUUCUUGCAUCCCCUUGCAGCUGUGGAGAAUGAUGGUGAAGUGGAGGUUCAGAUCUAUCUUAACUGUAGCCACUGCCACUCAGACAACUGUAAGAGAGACCCUGACACCAACCUGCCUGUCUGCCAAUGUGAGAUGGGGGCUGUGCUAGCCAAUGACAAUGUCACCUGCACUGUGCCACAGGGUCAUAUCCCAGAGGGACAUCUGCCUCUCCCACUCCUCCUAGCUGUGGUGGCUGUGAUUGUGAUGCUCGGAAUGAUCCUCACUGGUGGCAGCCUAUCUAUCAUUUAUCACCUGAAGAAGCAGCAACUGGAAGGGGCCAGAGCACGACUGCAGAGCCCGGAAUAUAAACUGAGUAAAAUCCGCACAUCAGCCAUCAUGACAGAUUACAACCCCAACUACUGCUUUGCUGGGAAGGCUGCAACUCUGAGUGAGCUGAAGGAGAUCCCACGGAAGAACAUCUCUCUGCUUCGGGCACUAGGACAUGGUGCGUUUGGUGAGGUUUAUGAAGGAACAGUGGUAGGCAUUGCAGGGGAUCCCAAUCCUCUCCAGGUGGCUAUUAAGACACUGCCAGAAGUCUGCUCCGAGCAAGAUGAGAUGGAUUUCCUGAUGGAAGCACUGAUUAUCAGUAAGUUCAAUCAUCAAAAUAUUGUGCAGUGCAUUGGUGUUAGCCUGCAGACGCUGCCUCGCUUCAUUCUGCUUGAGCUCAUGGCUGGAGGAGAUAUGAAGAGUUUUCUUCGACAGAAUCGACCCAGAGUGAAUCAGCCAUCCACACUAACAAUGCAGGACCUGCUGAACAUAGCUCGGGAUAUCGCCUGUGGCUGUAAAUAUCUGGAAGAGAAUCAUUUCAUACACAGAGAUAUAGCUGCACGGAAUUGCCUUUUGACCUGUGCUGGAGCAGGUCGAAUAGCCAAAAUCGGUGACUUUGGGAUGGCCAGAGAUAUCUACAGAGCAAGUUACUAUCGCAAGGGAGGAAGAGCCAUGCUUCCUGUCAAGUGGAUGCCGCCAGAAGCUUUUCUAGAAGGCAUUUUUACCUCCAAAACUGAUACCUGGUCCUUUGGUGUUCUUCUCUGGGAGAUUUUUUCUCUGGGCUACAUGCCCUAUCCCUGCAAAACUAAUCAGGAAGUGCUGGAAUUUGUCACCAGUGGAGGAAGAAUGGACCCCCCAAAGAACUGUCCAGGGCCUGUGUACCGCAUCAUGACGCAGUGCUGGCAGCACAGCCCAGAAUACCGGCCAAACUUCUCUACCAUCCUGGAAAGAAUCAAGUACUGCACGCAGGACCCUGAUGUGAUCAACACAGAGUUGCCCAUGGAGUGUAGCCCAGCACCAGAGGAUGAAGGGAACACGGUUGUGCGCCCAAAUGUUUCCAGUGGGAUAGUGCCCCUGUUGGUGAGCCCUUCUCUUACACCUCAGAUGACACCUAAAACCCUGGAUUCCCACCGUCCUGGGCAAAAACUCGUACAAUGUCCACAAGAGCUACUGGUGGAGAACCUCAGCAAUCGGGCUGCUCGAGGGCCCAGCCUGCCAUGCCUCAGCGAUUUCAGCGCAUCCUGGAAGUUAGAAUUCAGCAAUCCACCAACCCACAGACUGAAGAACAAAACUAAAAACCUUUGGAAUCCAACCUAUGGAUCAUGGGUGCUAGAGAACAUGUGUCACUUAAGCCCCACCUCCAAACUGAAAGCAACUCCAGAGCGAGAAGAUUCAGGCUUUGAUGGAAAUUGCAGUUCUUCUCCUAGUUCUCGGGCAUCUCCAGCAUCUCCAAGUCGAAGCAACUGCCCUCACUUAGAUAUUGGUGGGAUCGAACUGGUGAAACUCCAGACUUUCCCCUGUGGUAAUGUAAAUUAUGCAUAUGAUGAUCUGUGCUAUGGCACUGAUCACCCACCAUCAGUUUUGACAGGGGUCAGAGCAGCUGUGCUAAGGAGCUCCAGUCUGCAUACAGAUGAGAAACCUUUUUAUAAAACAGAUAAAGCAGCAAGAGAGAGGGACUCUGGUCUGUCUUUGUCAGAUGAUCUGAGUGUUACACCAGUAUAACAGAAAAGAUUCAUCCAAAUAUCAGAGAAUGUGAGUGUUUCUGGAAGGGCAAACUUGAACUGCUUCCUAUUUCACUUACUUCCUCCAUGUAAGUUCCUUUAGAGGGGUGAUGUUUCGACAUCAGCAAUGAUCAUCUUCCUCCUUCUACCUGCCAAAUCCCCAGAUCAUUACAGACAGUUGCAUUUCUACUUCUGUCCAGCGACUGUGUUCCA
This is a messenger RNA of Meleagris gallopavo (turkey), 3305 nucleotides long. The record is from RefSeq and is a predicted model, not a curated record. NCBI's taxonomy places the organism in Eukaryota, Metazoa, Chordata, Aves, Galliformes, Phasianidae.